AUGGCCAGCAGAGUCUCCCGGAGCAGGGCACUCGCCUCGGCUCUUCGGGCCACCAAGCCCUCGGCGCCCAGCACCUCAUCCCCAUCUGUCGCCGUGGUCGCUGCGACCUCCUCCCGUUGUCUGUCGACCAGCAGCCGGAUGCAAGGCUAUGCCGUGCAUGUGCCCAAGAAUGCGUCCAACAUGCGGCAGGCCCCGCGGCCGGCGGUUAGCACUCUCGAGGCACCGCUGACGAACCCGGCCGACAAGUACGAUGCGAUGGCCGACAACAUGCACAAGUACGGCGCGUGGCUGAUGAGCUCGCUGCCCAAGUACGUGCAGCAAUUCUCGGUGUGGAAGGACGAGCUCACCAUUUACGUGGCCCCGUCAGCCAUCGUCCCCGUGUUUUCGUUCUUGAAGUGUAUGUCUGGGUUGCCAUUUGUCGUUUUUUCGCCAUGCCAUGUAGCUUCUGUGCCGCCAGCUAACUUUAUUUCCAACCCGUCAGACCACACGGCUGCCGAGUUCACCCAGGUGAGCGACAUCACGGCCGUCGACUUCCCCACCCGCGACCAGCGCUUCGAGAUCGUGUACAACCUGCUGAGUGUGCGGCACAACUCGCGCAUCCGAGUCAAGACGUACGCCGACGAGGCCUCCCCGGUUCCCAGCAUCACCAGCCUGUUCGACGGCGCCAACUGGUUUGAGCGUGAGGUAUACGAUAUGUUCGGCGUGUUCUUUGUGGGCCACCCCGACUUGCGGCGCAUUCUGACGGACUACGGCUUCGAGGGCCACCCGCUGCGCAAGGACUUCCCGCUGACGGGCUACACGGAGAUCCGCUACGACGAGGAGAAGAAGCGCAUUGUGACGGAACCCCUGGAGCUGACGCAGGCGUUCCGCAACUUUGAGGGUGGUUCAAGCGCAUGGGAGCAGAUUGGCGCAGGUGUGGACAAGACGCCUGAGACGUUUAAGCUGCCAACACCGAAGCCAGAAGAGAAGAAGGAGGAGAAGAAGUAG
This is a messenger RNA of Sporothrix schenckii 1099-18, 987 nucleotides long. RefSeq names its product NADH dehydrogenase (ubiquinone) Fe-S protein 3. The transcript has a single exon. Bases 1 to 987 code for a protein of 328 amino acids. Lineage: Eukaryota; Fungi; Ascomycota; Sordariomycetes; Ophiostomatales; Ophiostomataceae. The record is from RefSeq and is a predicted model, not a curated record. Gene Ontology annotation, molecular function: NADH dehydrogenase (ubiquinone) activity.